GUUUGCAACAGCGCACGGGAGCAUGACCACACGCCGAGAGGCUUUCUGAAAAAGAUACAAAACUUCUAUUUGACAAACUCUCUCAAUUGAAAGUUUCUCCACAAGACUAUAAGCUAACCGCAUCAUUCUCUCUGGAGUUCGAUGAGCAUCCCUAACUCUGGAGACUCGUCUAGGACUAAUUCAGUUAGUGAUUUUGCCAAAACUCGAACCCCAGGCGCCAGAACAGAAACUAUCACAUCUCGUCCCACCUCAACACGCCAUCAAUCAAGACAACAAAGUUUGAACCAGUACACGCUGGACAGGGACUUUGAGGACACGUUGAAUGUUGCAUUAGAAAACAUCGACUCAAACCCAUUUAUAGACAGAAGUGUCCACCAAGCAACGGACAAUACAGACGCAUAUUCACUCAAAAGCCUGAAUAAAAUGAACUCGCACUCUUAUGGUUAUGGACUCGAUGAUGGCGAUAUCCCUUUGAUCCCAUCCAAUGACUCCAAUUCUGACCCUCACAGUUCUCGUCCCUCCUCUAAGGCUGAUUCGAGAACCAUUUGGAGCAAAGGAGUCCAAUCUCUGAUUCAUUCAUCUAACCGACUCGUCCUGGGAUCAGGAAGCAAGAAAAAAGGUAUUCAACUGCCUUCGGAAGACUCAACCAGCUACAACAUUAAUGUCGGCGAUGAGCGCACAAUCAUACCUCACAUGGAUGGCGGUUACUCGUCCAAUGCGGUUUCGAAUGCUAAAUACAAUGCGCUCUCGUUCUUCCCGAUGAUCCUUUACGAGCAGUUCAAAUUCUUUUUCAACCUGUAUUUCCUGCUCGUUGCUCUCUCCCAGGCCAUUCCUGCUCUUCGGAUCGGCUAUUUAUCUUCUUAUAUUGUUCCGCUAGCAUUUGUGUUGACGGUGACGAUGUUGAAAGAGGCCAUUGACGACAUACAGAGACGUCGCAGAGACAUGGAGCAAAAUAAUGAGCUUUAUGAGGUUCUCGGGUCCAUGAAAAAAGUGCCCGCAAAAAACCUCAAAUGCGGAGACCUGGUCAAGCUGUACAAAGACAGGAGAGUGCCCGCAGAUAUGAUACUUCUCCAGUCAUCUGAAUCCAACGGUGAGUCUUUCAUUAAAACAGACCAACUUGACGGUGAAACCGACUGGAAGCUGAGACUUGCUUGUCCUUUAACUCAAACGCUUUCUGAAGAUGAUCUAGAACUCAUCAAGGUUACUGUAUCCCCACCAUCGAAACACAUCCACUCUUUUUUGGGCAAGCUCACGUUCGGCGAUCACACCUCUGCAUUGAACAUUGAUAACACCAUGUGGGCAAACACCGUUCUUGCUUCCGGAACUGCAAUAGGUUUUGUUGUUUACACCGGCAAAGAUACACGUCAAUCAAUGAAUACCUCAGUUGCAGGUGUCAAAACAGGCUUGCUGGAACUGGAGAUCAACAAUCUAUCCAAAAUUCUGUGUGCGUGCGUUUUCAUAUUGUCGUUUGUGCUGGUUGCAUGUCAAGGUUUUGCAAGCGAUUGGUAUGUGGAUGUGAUGCGCUUCUUGAUCUUGUUUUCCACAAUCAUUCCGGUUUCGCUAAGAGUGAACCUUGAUUUAGGAAAAUCUGUUUAUGCCUACCAAAUCGAGCACGACAAAUCAAUCCCGGAAACUGUGGUCCGCACCAGCACCAUUCCCGAAGACCUCGGGCGCAUUGAGUAUCUGUUGAGCGAUAAGACAGGCACUUUGACCCAAAACGAUAUGGAGCUGAAGAAGCUGCACUUGGGAACAGUCUCCUAUGCAGGAGACAGUAUGGAUCUGGUUGCAGAUUACGUACGCAACGCGAAUGAGCACGCCAAAACAUCACGGCGGGAUCUUGGCUCAAGAAUUAGAGACUUGAUUACUACGUUAGCGAUCUGUCAUAAUGUCACUCCUACAUACGAAGAUGGAGAGCUUGACUAUCAGGCUGCUUCUCCUGACGAGAUUGCCAUUGUCAAGUACACAAAAAGCGUUGGACUAUCUCUGGUCAAACGUGAUCGCACUAGCCUCUCCAUUUUGCACGAAGCCACCAACAAGACCUACGAGUACGAUAUUCUUCAAGUUUUCCCAUUCAGUUCAGAGACUAAGAGAAUGGGAAUUAUUGUGCAUGACAAAAACCGGGAGGAGCUCUGGUUUUUGGAAAAGGGUGCAGACACCGUGAUGAGCAAGAUUGUGCAACAGAAUGAUUGGCUGGAAGAAGAAACAGGAAACAUGGCACGGGAAGGCUUGCGCACUUUAGUUAUCGCCCGCAAAAGACUCACCACCAAUGUCUACGAGGAAUUCAAGGCCAAAUACCAAGACGCAAGCUUGUCCAUGCUGAAUAGAGACCAGGCUAUGUCCAAGGUACUUGCACAGUAUCUGGAACGUGACUUGGAAUUGCUUGGACUCACAGGCGUGGAAGAUAAGUUGCAGAAGGAUGUCAAGGCAUCGAUUGAGCUUUUGAGAAACGCUGGCGUCAAGAUCUGGAUGCUCACAGGUGACAAGGUUGAGACUGCUCGUUGUGUUGCCGUGAGCGCAAAGCUGAUUUCAAGAGGCCAAUACAUCCAUACCAUCACUAAGCUGAGCCGCCCUGAAUACGCUUUACAACAAAUCGAAUAUCUUCGCACAAACAAAGAUGCAUGCUUAUUGAUUGACGGAGAGUCACUGGGCGUGUAUCUGACAUAUUACAGACAGGAAUUUUUCGACAUCGUUGUUCAUUUACCGGCUGUGGUAGCCUGCCGUUGUUCGCCCCAGCAAAAGGCUGACGUUGCUUUGUUGAUUCGCGAUGCCACCAAGAAGAGAGUCUGCUGUAUUGGUGAUGGAGGUAACGAUGUCAGUAUGAUCCAGUGUGCCGACGUGGGUGUCGGAAUUGUUGGAAAGGAGGGCAAACAGGCGUCGCUGGCUGCUGAUUUCUCAGUUACACAAUUCUGCCACCUGACAAAGCUGCUUCUUUGGCAUGGCAGAAACUCUUACAAGCGCAGCGCGAAAUUGGCACAGUUUGUGAUCCACAGAGGCCUCAUCAUUUCGGUGUGUCAGGCAGUUUACUCUAUCAGUUCCUCGUUCGAACCUCUUGCACUUUACCAAGGAUUUCUCAUGGUUGGUUAUGCGACUUGUUACACCAUGGCUCCCGUUUUUUCUCUAGUUUUGGACUCUGAUGUCAGUGAGACCCUAGUGUCGUUGUACCCAGAGCUGUACAAAGAGCUGACUGCUGGACGCUCGCUGUCAUACCGCACGUUUUUCGUUUGGGUAUUUGUGUCCCUAUACCAGGGAAUAGUCAUCCAGGGGUCCUCUCAAACUUAUGUCGGACUGAGCACAGACGUAUUUACCAAAAUGGUGGCUAUCAGUUUUACUGCAUUGGUGUUGAAUGAGCUGGCCAUGGUUGCAAUUGAGAUCAACAAAUGGAAUAAAGUGAUGAUGUUCAGCGAGAUCAUUACUCUGGCGAUCUACAUCGGGUCUAUUCCUUUCUUGUCUGAUUACUACGAUAUGAAUUAUGUGAAGAGCGUCUCGUUCCUGUGGCAGACGUGCUCUAUUUUGGCCAUAUCAUUGCUUCCUAUUUGGGCAGCAAAGGCCAUCAAUAGAAAACUGAGACCGCCAAACUAUGCCAAAGUGCAGCAAGCAUAGAUGUUUUACUGUGCAUCAUCUUCUUCUUCUUCUUCUUCAUCACUCUCGUCCUCCUCUUUCCAUUGCUUAGAGGUCUUCCUUCUCUGGAAGUCUUUGAUGUGUGCGCUAUUGAGCAUCUUGGAGAUUUGACCGAUAACAGUGUUUCUGCGAAGAGAUUCAGCGGCAGCUUCGUCUUCGCGUUCUGCUUCUGCUGCAGUUGGCUCGCUAGGAGCUGCGGUCUUUCUAAUAAUUAUAGGAUAGGGUAACGGCAAUUCCCUCGAUGCUCUGGCAAGAUGAACGUUUGUCGCGUGCUCGUUCUCCAUUCUGAAGAAUAUCCAGAUGAAACGUCUAAUGAUCUCUGCAAGCGCAAUGAAAAAACUAGUCACUGCUGAUUGUUGGAUCUGUGUCUUGAAGAAAGCAUAGAAGAUCCACUGAAAUCGCAGAAUAACAUCCGUCACCAUGGCCGUAUAGUAAUACCAUUUAUUCUCAAAGAUCAGAUGAUCUCUAAGUAGGAAAUUAUGUGAGUCAAAUUGUAGCAGCGACCAGUCCAUGAAGAUAUCCCACAUGGAGGAGUACACAGAGUUGAUUGUCGCGAAUGUGAUCAAUAAUGCCCUGUAUUUGGUGACGGUCUCGAUACGGUACAGACUCAGGGACAUGUAGUAGAGAAUCGAGCCGGUAUACUUUGCCAUGUUGGCCAAAUGUGGAAACCACUCGCCAGUAUCUGCAUAUCUCCUGAAACACUGCAAAAAUCUCCAAAUGCUUGGCAAAGUUGACAGAAAUCCAAGUAGUCUGGAUCUUGAAGACCCGCACUUUGUCGUUCCUGAACCGUCCAAGCACCCAUGCCAGUGAGUAGCAUACAGACAGAAAAACAUCGACAAGUUGGAAAUCGAGUACGUUAGGGAGCAAAAAACGUCUCCCAGAAAAAAGUCUCUAAAUUCCACAGGGUACAGUCCUGAAAGGAUAAGCCUGAAAAUUGAAGAAAGCAGCCAUGUGCGAGAAUUCAGAAACAAGAUGUCGAGUGGACACACAAGAAGGAGUGCACAGAUUCCAAGAUAGAUCCAUGGCCAAUUUCUGCCAUCAAAUGUAUCGCUCCAGAAAUUCUCAAAACUGAACCAGGCUAAAAUGGACCCGAGAAAGAAGAAGACCGAAGACAUGGCAAAAUACUGACGGUAGUCCAGAGCAUCUCUUGGGUUGAAUUCAAAGAUGAACUUGUAAUUCACUUUGUAUAUGCUCCAGACGUAGCAAUUAAUGGAAAAUAGCAGGCCUAUCAGGCAGCAAAAAAAGAAGCCACCCCAGAUCUGCAAUAAAUACCUUGCUUCUGGCAGCUCACCUGUCUUCAUCUUAUGCAAUGCCAAAUAAA
Molecule: messenger RNA, 4939 nt
Organism: Ogataea polymorpha
Lineage: Eukaryota; Fungi; Ascomycota; Pichiomycetes; Pichiales; Pichiaceae
Exons: 1
Coding region: 142-3600 (1152 amino acids)
Biological process (GO): endocytosis; retrograde vesicle-mediated transport, Golgi to endoplasmic reticulum; phospholipid translocation
Cellular component (GO): trans-Golgi network; endosome; plasma membrane
Molecular function (GO): ATP hydrolysis activity; ATP binding; magnesium ion binding
Source: RefSeq, a predicted model, not a curated record